UGUAAAAAGACUUUGUAAACAAAAGGAGCAUGGUUUCGUUUUUUCUGGAAGUUGCUUUUUUUCUCUGUAAAUACUAUGUUUGAUUGUAUAAGGACAUUUAUAAACAUAAUAGCUGCUCUAGUCCUUUAAAACUUUGAUAUUUCUUUAAAUUAAUUUUUUUUAAUAAGGAUAAUAAUAUUUUGGAUGAAAAUGCAAAGAGUUUUAGAUUUAAUAGAAAAAAUAUUUCUUUCUGUUACGAAAAAUAAGAAACUUAUAUUGUCAUGCUUUGAAAAUGAAGCAUUAAAAUUAUUAAAUUGCGAUGUUCAAGCGAAAAUUCUUAAUAUAACUGUGAAAAAUCCGUUGUGUUUGAAAUAUCCUCCUCCUGUAUCAUAUCAAAAAUUCUUUCUUCGAUGCCUUUAUGACUGUGUUGAGAGGUUUGGAUCUGAAUGCUCUGAUGAUCUUGCAAAAGUGUAUACAGAUAUUUUGUUGGUACAAGAUGUUCAAAAUGUUGGUUAUCAUUCCUACAAAAUAGAUGAAAAAUGCACUAUCACUCUUCAAGAAAACUCCUGUUUUGUUGCAAAAAGUACAACUGGCCUACAAACAUGGGAGGCAGCUAAAUACUUAUCUGAAUGGUGCAUAAGAAAUAGAUCAUAUUUUGAAAGCAAGACAAUAUUAGAACUUGGAUCUGGUAUUGGACUUUUAGGAAUAAUAGUUUUGAAAUUCUGUGAUCCUGAAAAAUACAUAUUUUCAGACAAAAGUAAAGAAGUAUUAAAAUUAUUGUCCUCAAAUAUAAAAAUCAAUUUGAAAAAUCAUGGAAAUGGAGUUACUGAACAACAACAGCUGACAUGGGCAGAUAUUAACAAUGAAGAAGCUGCAAUAAUAUCACCAGAUGUGAUUCUUGGAACAGAUAUAGUUUUUGACAUCAACACAAUAGGAAGUCUUAUACAAGCACUGAACAUACUUAUGAUUAAAAAGGGAGCCUGUGCUUAUAUUGCUUCAACCAUAAGGAAUCCAGAAACAGACCAUAAAUUUCGUGAACUUUUAGGUACAUCAAGUUUAACAUAUCAAAUUUUGGAAAGUCACCAAAAGACUAUGUUUAUUUAUGAUGAUUCUUCUACUUUAAUACUAUAUAAAAUUUUUAAAGAAUCUAAAUAAAAUUUUUAUAUUGCAG
This is a messenger RNA of Argiope bruennichi, 1150 nucleotides long. Its product is annotated as protein-lysine N-methyltransferase EEF2KMT-like. The coding region runs from base 184 to 1134 and encodes 316 amino acids. NCBI's taxonomy places the organism in Eukaryota, Metazoa, Arthropoda, Arachnida, Araneae, Araneidae. The transcript has 8 exons. The record is from RefSeq and is a predicted model, not a curated record.